CACACAUGUGCACCACAGCAGUGUCACUCAGUCCCCAGAGAUUCUGGGCAACCUCACUCAUUUGUCAUUAGAAAAAAGCUCGGGCUUUGGAUCUUGCUCUGUUGUUUCUCCAGCUGUGUUAUGCCCCUUCUCCUGAAUAGACAAGAGUGUGGGUGCCUCCCUCUCUGAGCCCUGCCUGUCUUUCUACUAGAGCACCAGCAGAACUGACGGAAGUUUCAGUGUAGCCAGCAAGCUGGUGAAAUUGUUAAGUCAUGGAGACCAAUCAGGAGACUUCCCUCUUCUUGGUGAAGAUUUUGGAGGAACUGGAAAGCAAGCAAAACACCGUUUCUUAUCAGGACCUGUGCAAAUCACUGUGCGCCCGCUUCGACCUGUCGCAGCUGGCCAAGCUGAGAAGCAUGCUCUUCUACACAGCUUGUCUAGACCCCAAUUUUCCAGCCACGUUAUUCAAAGACAAGAUGAAAUGCACCGUGAAUAAUCAGCAAUCAAAGAAAAUCAUGGUGGCAGCAGACAUUGUCACGAUAUUCAACCUGAUCCAAAUGAGUGGGGGAGCCGCCAAGGAGAAGCUGCCCACCAGCCGUCAGAAGGCCCGCAGGAAGCAGGCGUCCUUCGAGUCGUGCAGGGCGGAUGUGGAGACCUGCAGCGCCGCAGAGUGCGAGCCUCUCAACUGCGAGCUGAGCGACAGGCCUUUCAGCCGGGGCUACCCCACCAGGCAGUCGUCCAAGUGCCGGAAGAUGGACUGCAAGGACUGCCCGCAGUUUGUCCCCGCCUCGGAGCCCAGCUUCCUGCUGGGUGUCAGCAAAGAGGUGAAAAACCGCGCAGCUUCCCUGGACAGGCUGCAGGCCCUGGUCCCUUACUCUGUUGCCAGCCCUCAGCCCUGUGAGAUGCAGAGGACCUACUUCCCCAUGAACAUGGAGAACGAGCCCAUCUCAGACCAGGACUCCCUGACCCUCAACCAGGGCAUCAAGGAGACCUUCAUUUCCAACGAGGAACCGUUUGUGGUCCAGUCCUGUGUGCAGAAAAGGAACAUCUUCAAGGAGGACUUUCACAAUCUGAUGGCAGUGUCCCCCAGUAUGGUUGGCCCAACCAGCAAAGCAGAAGGUGAUCAUAGGGACCCCCAGAGUCGAAAGGACAUCCACAAGCCCCCCUUCUUUAACCACAGCUUCGAAAUGCCCUACAACAGCCAGUACCUGAACCCAGUGUAUUCCCCUGUUCCUGACAAAAGGCGAGCAAAGCACGAAAGCUUAGACGACCUUCAAGCCUCCACAUAUUUUGGACCCACCCCGGUAAUGGGAACCCAGGAAGCCCGGCGCUGUCCCGGGAGGCCCAGCAAGCAGACCCCGUGGCCAGCCAAAAGCUGGAGCCUAAACACGGAGGAAGUCCCUGACUUUGAACGGUCCUUUUUCAGCAGAAAUCCCUCCGAGGAGAAGCUACACUAUCCAAAUCCCAGCAGCCAGACCCCCAAUUUCCCAGCCCCAGCCAGGCGGCCAGCUUACCUCUCGCCAAAGGAUCAACAGCCGAUUCUGCCUGUUGGCUACGCUAUGAAACCAAACGGGCCCAAAGCUAAAGAGAUGCCCUCUCCGGUCGACCUGGAGAAGCACGAACCCCUGAAAAAGUUCAAGGACAAGAGUAUCAGCUGCACCAGCGGGCAGCUCAGCUCGGACACCAGCAGCGUGGGCACCCAGACGGAGCAGUACAUACUGGAGCCCCAAAAGUGCAAAGACCUGUGUGCGUCUGGACAGGCCAAGUACAGCGACAGACACACCAUGAAGCACUCGGACGACGAUUCGGAGGUCGUCAGCGAUGACAUCAGCGACAUCUUCCGCUUUCUUGACGACAUGAGCAUCAGUGGCUCCACGGGCGUGAUACAAUCGUCCUGCUACAACAGCACGGGGUCCCUGUCUCAGCUUCACAGGUCGGACUGUGACAGUUCCCCUGAGCACAACUUAACCAAAGUUGCCAACGGGGUCCCCAACAGCAAGGGAGAGAAGGGCACCCGGCCUGAAAACAGCCACCACUCGGAAGGAGAGCUGAAGAGCAGUGUGUGCGAGCUGGUGCUCAGGAUCGGGGAAAUCGAGCGCAAGCUCGAGUCGCUGUCAGGUGUCCGCGAGGAAAUCUCUCAGGUCUUGGGCAAACUGAAUAAGCUGGACCAGAAAAUGCAGCAGCCGGAGAAGGUGAGCGGGCAGAUGGAUCUGAACUCCCUGACCAGCGAGGCUCCGUCUGAGGACAGCGCCUCUCCGCGGCUGUUCCGCGCGCACAGCGGCUCCCACGGCCCCAAGCUGGAGAGCAGCGCCGACUGGUGCUGCUCCGACGCCAGCGGGAGCAACAGCGAGAGCCUGCGUGUGCAGGCCUUAAAAAAAAGCCUCUUCACCAGGCCGUCCUCCAGGUCCCUGACAGAGGAGAACAGCGCCACCGAGUCCAAAAUCGCCAGCAUCUCCAACUCGCCCCGGGACUGGCGUACCAUCACCUACACCAACCGCGGGAGCCUCAGCGAGGAGGAGAUAAAAGACGCUGGCCCAGGAGAUAAUAAGGACUGGCAUCGAAAGUCUAAAGAGGCAGACAGGCAGUACGACAUCCCCCCACAGCACCGACUGCCCAAGCAGCCCAAAGAAGGCUUCCUGGUGGAGCAGGUGUUCAGCCCUCACCCCUACCCUGCCUCCCUCAAGGCACACAUGAAGAGCAACCCCCUGUACACGGAUAUGCGGCUAACUGAGCUGGCAGAGGUGAAGCGGGGCCAGCCUUCUUGGACCAUGGAGGAGUAUGCACGGAAUGCGGGCGACAAGGGCAAGCUGACAGCCCUGGACCUGCAGACACAAGAAUCUUUAAACCCAAACAACUUAGAAUAUUGGAUGGAAGAUAUUUAUACUCCAGGCUACGAUUCAUUACUAAAACGUAAAGAAGCUGAAUUCAGACGAGCCAAGGUUUGCAAGAUCGCUGCUCUGAUCGCAGCCGCUGCGUGCACUGUCAUCCUGGUCAUUGUCGUGCCUAUCUGCACGAUGAAAUCGUGAGCCGGCUGGCGACCGCUGAUGUCUUCCUCUGCACUUUAAAAUAUUGCAGCAGUUGUGGCACCAGUUUGUUGAAACAGAGACGAAGUCAUGGAGGCUUUUCUGCAAAUGCUGAAGGCGGCCUUCAGAAAGUACAUGUUCUAGUGAGAAAUCUACCUACAUAUGUUAGCUUUGACUUAAUUUACUCUGUGCAUUUUUAGAAGUGCAAUAUCUUUUCCUACCAAAAGAAUGUAAUGGACUAUCUGUAAACACAAAAUGAAUAUUUAAAGCAGAAAAAGAGAAAAGAUUAAUUGGAUUCUUUCCAUUGUGAUGAUGUUUCAUGGCAGGGAAUAAGUUAUACAGAAGGUAUUUAAUCUGUGCCUCUUUGGGAAAGGCUAAGGAAGCAGGCAGGAUGAGAAGGGAAGAGGGUGAGUUCUCUUCUCCUUAAUGAUCUUACACCAUUGCUGGUGAAGGAAUAGGGUGUGUAUUCAUGAAGGAUGUUACUACUCUGCCGACUCUUGUCAAGGGCUACUGAUUUUUCCUUCUUGCCCUUUUGCCAUCAACAUGACAGAAUAUCUGCAUCAUUGUAGACCUUUACGGAAAUAUUCUGGACCUUCUUCAUGCCCAGGGUAGGAAGGAACUGGAACAUGGGCCAAGGUAUUCAGGCCAGGAGACCUUCCUAUCCCCAACCCACAGUGUGGAGAGCUCCUUGUUAAUGACUGUGGCCACUCCAAAGGAUCUCUCAUUUGUUCUUUGGUAUGUGGCUGUAUUCCUUGAUUUCUUGAUUUUCUGUCUCUUGAAGAGUUUGGAACUUGUCUUUGUGCCUUGAAGAGUAGAGACAAUGGCUAAACUUUGAUGCUCUAUCUGUUAAUCAUAGUUUUCAUGAACCAAUAUCAGCCAUUUUCAAUGGCUUUAAAAAGAUUUGGCACGCUUGUUCAAUAAUAUGGUAAAUGCACUGAGGUCUUCUCCACUACCCCAACACUGACUCCAGAGUCUUGAAUACUUGUCAGCAGUGCAA
Nycticebus coucang (slow loris) is the source of this 3999-nucleotide messenger RNA. RefSeq names its product membrane integral NOTCH2 associated receptor 1 (gene MINAR1). Gene Ontology annotation, cellular component: plasma membrane. Gene Ontology annotation, biological process: negative regulation of cell population proliferation; negative regulation of TOR signaling. Lineage: Eukaryota; Metazoa; Chordata; Mammalia; Primates; Lorisidae. Bases 252 to 3005 code for a protein of 917 amino acids. The record is from RefSeq and is a predicted model, not a curated record. The transcript is spliced from 4 exons.